AUGAUGUUAUUGAAAUUAUGUUUCAUUUUACUUUUAUUGAAUAAAACAACUGAUUCAUUUCGUUUAUAUUACACCGAACAAAUGACAUUACAAUAUGAUUGUUUAUACUACAAAGUACUUGAUGAUAUUGUGUUAUACACAUAUUAUGAACCAAAUUUUCAGAGUCCUUAUCAAAUUAUUUCAUAUUGUAUACGUCCAUCAAUAUUAGAAGAGAAAAAUCUUAUUGUAAAAGGUGACAUUUUCUCGGAAUAUACAUUUGAAGAAUUAAAAUUUGAAUUAAAAAUUACAAAUUCAAAUGAUUUAUUUAUUUGGCAAGCACCCAUUGAUCUUAUUGAACUUUAUGAAACUUAUCUUAAUGGACAAAAUCUUGAACUUAAAGAUACAAAAUUUUAUAAUUGUACAUCAGGUUGGUUUGGAAAAUUAUGUCAAUAUUCAUUUGACAAAUAUUUUCAAACAUCAUUUCAUGAUAUUGUUAAAGAUACAUUUACGGUAAAGAUUCAUGGAUUUCAUAAAAAAUCAGUUGAAAAUGUGACAUUCUAUGAACAUUUCAAAUGUGAACGUGGUUCAUUGGAAACAUUUAUCGAUUGGCGUGAAAUAUGUGAUGGAAUUAUCAAUUGUCUUAAUGAUGGUAUAGAUGAAUUAAAUUGUUAUGAAUUAGAAAUAAAUCAAUGUGAAGAGAAUGAAUAUCGAUGUCGAAAUGGAAUGUGUAUACCCGAAGAAUUGUUCAAUGAUGAUCCAAUGAAUCCUGAUUGUCUCGAUAGUACAGAUGAAGAUAUAUUCUACAUGAAAGAAGUAAGAAGAGAUGGAUUUAUAACUUGUUAUCGUGAUCCAGCAUUCCGUUGUGAAGAAGCAGAUCAUCCGAUUCGAUUACAAAAUUUCGUUUGUGGUGAUGGUGAACGAGCUCGUCGAAAUUAUCCGCAAUAUUUAAAUGAACCUUUUUGUUUCAAUGGUCGUCAACAAUUAUUAGAAAAUGCAUUUCUUUCCUAUUCUACUCAUUCGAAUUAUCUAACAAAGCAAUGUUGGCGUUUAUUAAUUUGUUUAACAAGUACUUUUCCAAUAAAUUGUUCAUCAAUUUUAUGUGAGAAAACAUCCAAAGACGACUGUACAAUAGAUUUUCAAACAGAGUGUAAUUUAACAAAGUUAUUUUUUGUUUUUCCACAUAAACCAAUUUUACAAGAUCAUAUUCAAUUUGUUUAUCCAACAAAUCGAACAAUUACAAUUCGUUCAAAUAAAAAAACACGUUUACCACAAGCAUUAUUACUUCCCACAUAUAUUUGUUACGAUACAAUACGAUGUCCAUUCCUUCCAUCAAAUUCCCUAUUAUCUAUGAAUGAUAUUCUUGGAAUGAUGAACAAUCAUUCGUCAUCUUUAUCUUGUCAAUUAAUUAACAAAUUGGGUAAUUUCAAAACUAUGGAUGAUAUUAUUGAAUUCUUUCAAAGUUGUUUAUCAAUUGAUCAAGUUACAAAUCAAAUAUCUUUUUGUAAUUUAUCAUCAACUUUAUUCUAUCAUUGUCCGAAUACAACAAAAUGUAUUUCCAAACAUCGAAUACUUGAUGGAAUAAACGAUUGUUAUGAUGGUAGUGAUGAAAUGUAUUCCAAUUCAUGUGAAUUAAAUGAUGUGAAAUUUCGUUUUCGAUGUUCAUCAAGAAUCAAUGAAACAAAAUAUGACAUUGAAAUCAAAUAUGAAGAAAGUCGACAACAAGAAUGGUUUUUUCCACAGAUUUGUAAUGGUUUUGUUGAUGUUGAACCGAUUUUAAUCGAUGGUGAAAUUGAAACAGAUGAAACAAAUUGUGAUAAUAAGAUUUGGCCAUGUAGCAAUCAAUAUACUCGAUGUGAUUAUGCAUGGUCAUGUUUAAAUGGUGCUGACGAAGCUUAUUGUGGUCUAUCAAAAGUCUGUCCUCAACCUGGUUAUCACGAAUGUAUAUCACCGGAUACAUAUAAUGUUGUUUGUUUACCUAUAGAUAAAGCAAAUGAUGGAAAAAUUGAUUGUCUUGGAGCGACAGAUGAACGUUUAUAUUGUCGAGAAAAUGCAGGAGAAUAUUUGUAUUUAUAUCGAUGUUGGAAUGAAACAAUAUGUGAACUGGUUUCAGCUGUUUGUAGACAUGACAAUACAUGUCCAUCGAAAAAUAUAGCAAAACAAUGUCAAAAUCGAAGUACAUCAGUAGUUUCUGUUCUUAUAGAUCUUGAUUAUGAUGAAAGUUUAUUUUUACAUAAAGGGCCAAAAUAUUUCAUGUUCAAUCAGACAUCGAAUGCUUCUAUUUUUGAUAGAUAUGAAGAAAAAAACUUAGUUAAUCAAUUCAAUACAAAAAGAUCAAUGAUACGUUAUGUGAGUUUUUCCGAUGCUUGGUUUUGUAAUCGUGGUAUUUUAAUUCCAAAUACAUUGGAUUGUCUUUGUCCACCAAGUUAUUAUGGUAAUCGAUGUCAAUUCCAAAAUGAACGAAUUAGUUUAACUUUAAGAUUUCAAAGAUUAUGUGCACCGAAUUGUCAUGGAAUAUUUUCUAUUAGUAUUCUUCUUAUUGAAGAUGAUGAGCAAGAAAUCAUUCAUUCAUAUGAAUAUUUAACUUAUAGUCCAACAUUAGAUUGUAAUAUGAAAUAUAAUCUCAAUCUUCUUUAUAAAAUUCGUCCGAAAAAUCGAACAAAAAAUUAUCAUAUUCGUAUUGAUGCAUAUAAUCGCACGGAUUUAACGUAUUAUUCUAGUUGGAUUUUCCCGGUAAAAUUUCUAUUCUUACCAGUCUAUCGUCUAUCUGUUCAAUUAACAAUCCCAUCAGAAGCAACGAUAAACCUUUGUGAGGAAACUUUCUCUUGUGGUAAACAUGGUAUUUGUACAAAAUAUGAAAAUACAAAUGAAAAAUAUUGUCAUUGUUAUUCCGAAUGGUUUGGACGAGAUUGUAGUAUUCAUAAGAAAUGUAAUUGUUCAUCAGAUUCUCUAUGUAUUGGAUAUGUUCAUAAUGAAUCGAUAUGUAUUUGUCCAUUGAAUAAAUUUGGUCCACGUUGUUUCCUUCGUAAUAUAUGUGAUCAAUCGAAUACGUGCCCAAAUAAUGGUUUAUGUAUUGCAGAUGAUGAAAGAAUAUCUGAAAAGUCUUUUCAAUGUUUAUAUUAUCAAGAAUCUUUACAAAUGAAUUCGACAGAAAUUUAUUCUCAAAUUGAAAUCUCAUUUUCGAAUAUUGAAAUUCCACAGUUAUUACUUAUUUAUUUGAUAACUGUAGAAGCAAUGAAACAUCCAUGGUUUACAACAUUUCGAAAUAAAAUUUCAUUUGAUCAAAAAUCAACAAUAGUUUAUACGAAAACACCAUUUCAUAUGAUUUUUAUUCAGAUUGAUGUGAAUUUUUAUUUAAUAUUUAUUCAAGAAAUCUAUCAAUAUCAAUCUCGAUUAAAAGUUCAAGUUAAAUCAUCUCAAUACUGUCCAUCAAUUAACCAGUAUUUAAAUUCAACGAUUUUAUCAUAUCCAAUCCUUCGACGUGUCAAAUACUAUCAUCUUGUAUGUCAGAAAGCAGCACAACAUGUUAGCUGUUUUCAUGAUAAUGCAACAUUUAUGUGUUUAUGUACCAAUGAACGACAUGCAAAUUGUUUUCCAUUUGAUUUUAGUUUAAAUUAUCAAUGUAAUGGAAAACAUGAUUGUAAAAAUAAUGCAAAAUGUUAUCAAGAUCGUUCAGUUUGUCGACAUUCAACAAUAUGUAUAUGUCCGGAAUGUUUCUAUGGUACACGAUGUCAAUUUUCAACAAAAGGUUUUGGCCUUUCACUUGAUGCAAUUCUUGGUUAUCAAAUACGUCCACGUAUUUCUAUUCAUCGACAAUUAAUAACCGUUAAAAUUAGUAUAAUCUUAAUAAUUAUCAUUUCUAUGAUAGGUUUUCUCAACAGUCUGUUUUCAUUUUUAACUUUUCAAUCGGAAAACUUACGCCGAGUUGGUUGUGGACUUUAUCUUUUAUCUACGUCAAUAAUUUCAUUUUUGUGUAUGAUUGUAUUUAAUUGGAAAUUUUGGAUUUUUCUCUUGUCACAAAUGUCUUUAAUUGAAAAUUCCAAUUUUCUUCAUUUUCAUUGUAUGUUUAUUGAAUAUUUCUUACGAUCAAUAGUGAUUAUUGGAGAUUGGCUCAAUGCUUGUGUUGCUAUUGAACGAAUAUUCACUGUAAUAAAUGGUGUGAAAUUUAAUAAAAGACAAAGCAAACAAAUCGCUCGAUGGAUUAUAGUGAUUAUUAUUUUAUUGACGUUUAUUUCAAUGAUCUAUGAUCCAUUAUAUCGAAAAUUAGUUACGGAUCAAGGAGAAGAAAGAAUCUGGUGUUUAGUUCAAUAUAGAAAUUCAAUUGAAGUAUUGAAUUCAACUAUAAAUAUAAUUCAUUUUAUAGUUCCAUUUUUAAUCAAUUUUAUUUCAGCUUUAAUUAUUAUUAUUAAUACGACAAGAAUACGUUUUCUUGCUCGAAAAAAUCAUUCUUAUAAAACACAUUUCUUUCAACAAUUAUAUCAAUAUAAACAUUUAAUUAUUUCACCUAUUAUUCUUGUUCUUCUUGCUCUACCUCGUCUAAUUAUUGCUUUUAUAAGUGGCUGUAUGAAAUCAUUUCGUGAUCCUUGGUUAUAUUUAAUUGGAUAUUUUAUUUCAUUUAUUCCACCUGCUCUAAUUUUCAUUGUGUUUGUUUUACCAUCGGAUGUAUAUAGAAAAGAAUUUCAGAAAGUUAUUCGACAACAACAAAUUGCUAUAAGGAAAUUUUUAUCCAUUCGAUGA
This is a messenger RNA of Adineta ricciae, 4713 nucleotides long. The record is from the annotation of a GenBank genome assembly. Lineage: Eukaryota; Metazoa; Rotifera; Eurotatoria; Adinetida; Adinetidae.